CUGCUGUGCAUCUGAGCUUUUCAGACAUCUAUGUGAAUUCAACAAGAGGGAGUCACUUCUAUUUUAGCAGAAUGCAGUGGAUAGAGGUGGCAUAUGCAGGACUGAUGAUUUGUUCCAGUUUGUGCUCAGUGUGUGGGAACACCGUACUACUGCUCCUGCUGCUGUCUGACAGGAACCUGCAGACUGAGACAUGGACCCUGACGCUCAGUUUCAGCCUGAGUGAUCUGGCACUUGGCCUCUCCACCAUCCCGUUCGGAGCCCAUAACAGCCUGUUCCAGCCACAGGGAUAUGCCAGCUCAAGUGCUCUGUGCCAAGGCAGUGCUUUUCUUUUCCUGCUGCUCCAGUUGGCAUCAGUCCACUCACUUACCUGGGCUACCAUUGACAAGUUCACAGAGAUCUGCUUUCCUCUUAAAUAUCCACGAAUCUUCAAUGCCCGGAGAACCAGAGUGAUCCUCACCAUCAUUUGGAUUUAUUCACUCUUGAACGCCUCUCUGCCAUUGCUGGGCUUUGGAAAUUACAGCUACAGCAGCAGCAGGUUUCUCUGUGCUCCCAGCUUUGAGCCUGCCAACACUGGCUUUAAUAUGUUCUUCAUAGUAGUGGGAAUCAUCCUGCCCAUUCUAGCAAUGUGCUGCAUGUACGGCUACAUUGUGUACAUAGCCAGGAAUCAAGUACGACGAGGGACAUUUGUUUGCAACGAACACCAUUGUUUUUAUGUUCCUGCCAAUAAUUAUUUCAAGAGCUCCAUUGUCAUGGUGACAACCACAGUGUGUCUGCUCAUUUGCUGGCUGCCGUACAUCACCAUCUGCUUCCAUGAGACUCUGACAGGAAGCGAGAGCCCUCAACCCGCCUCUGCUAUAGCCACCUGGCUCAUGCUCUUCACCUCCACGCUCAACCCGUGGACCAGCUCUAUGUCCCAGACGAGGUACAAAGUCGCUCUGCGCAGGAGUGUAAACAGAAUACGCCGGCGUGGACAGAAGAACUCCAUCUCCAGAAGUACAGAAAUGUACAGAGAGAGCAGAGAGAGUCACAACUGUCCCUCCUCAGUGUCCAGUGCACCUCAAGUACUACAAAAAGCACACACUGACCAUGCAAAUGAGCCCAAAGGGAGCUGAGCAUGCUUUUCUUACCUCUGGCUGCUGUAUGAAUGCAAGACCAUACAAACAAUGUGCUGCAGAAAAUAAAUAAAUUAACACCUUUUCAUGGGAAGCACAGAAACUAACUGGGCUUUUGAGAUGUCAAGCACAAACAUGCAGAUUUAAUUGCCUGAGCUAUAAUAUGAACAGUAACUUCUGAAAAUUGUACCAAGAGAAAUGUGCUUCUCCAAAACAAACAUGAAGCUUUUGAUUUGACUAUAUUUAUUAUAAUUUAUUUAAAAUUGUAUUUUAAUUUAAGGUGUUGUGUGUUCAAAUGAAUUGAAAGAGCUUUUGAUUUGACUGUUCAAAAUGACUUUUUUAAUUUGUAUAUAAAAUCUACAGAUAGAUAGAUAGAUAGAUAGAUAGAUAGAUAGAGAGAGAGAGAGAGAGAGAGAGAGAGAGAGAGAGAGAGAGAGAGAGAGAGAGAGAGAGAGAGAGGGGUGGGGGGCUGUAUAUAUAAAAGUAUAAAUAUAUUUUGAGCAAGAAUUAAUGCUAACUGGAAGCUCGAAAGAUAGAAAGAUGUACCACCUGAAUGAAAUGAUGUAAUGACUGUAUGUGGAUUGGCACAUUAUCAUCAAACCUAAACAGUUUUAUACGAUUUUCAAAGAAUUACUAUGGUGCCACACUGUACUGAAAUACAAAAGGAAGACUUUUUUGGUUUUGUGGUCAUAAAAAGUAGACUCUGGGAUGCAUGAUUUU
Messenger RNA from Tachysurus vachellii, 1832 nucleotides. Its product is annotated as adenosine receptor A3. Gene Ontology annotation, biological process: G protein-coupled receptor signaling pathway. The transcript is spliced from 3 exons. Gene Ontology annotation, molecular function: G protein-coupled receptor activity. The record is from RefSeq and is a predicted model, not a curated record. The coding region runs from base 72 to 1112 and encodes 346 amino acids. Gene Ontology annotation, cellular component: membrane. NCBI's taxonomy places the organism in Eukaryota, Metazoa, Chordata, Actinopteri, Siluriformes, Bagridae.